CCGGGCCCCGAUGAGUAACUCCCGAAAUAACCGGGUGAUGGUGGAAGGGGUCGGGGCCCGGGUAGUGCGCGGCCCAGAUUGGAAGUGGGGGAAGCAGGACGGCGGAGAGGGUCAUGUGGGCACCGUCCGGAGCUUCGAGAGCCCCGAGGAGGUGGUGGUGGUGUGGGACAACGGCACCGCCGCCAACUACCGCUGCUCUGGGGCCUACGACCUGCGCAUCCUGGACAGCGCGCCCACCGGCAUCAAGCAUGAUGGAACUAUGUGUGACACCUGUCGCCAACAACCAAUCAUUGGCAUUCGAUGGAAAUGUGCAGAGUGUACAAAUUAUGAUUUGUGCACAGUUUGUUAUCAUGGAGAUAAACACCAUUUAAGGCAUCGCUUUUACAGAAUUACUACACCAGGAAGUGAACGGGUUUUGUUAGAGUCUCGUAGAAAAUCUAAGAAGAUUACAGCCAGAGGAAUCUUUGCAGGUGCCAGAGUGGUACGAGGAGUGGACUGGCAGUGGGAAGAUCAAGAUGGAGGAAAUGGGCGUAGGGGAAAGGUAACGGAAAUCCAAGACUGGAGUGCAUCAAGCCCACAUAGUGCAGCGUAUGUUCUCUGGGAUAAUGGUGCUAAGAACCUCUACAGAGUUGGCUUUGAGGGCAUGUCUGACCUGAAGUGUGUUCAAGAUGCCAAAGGAGGUUCUUUCUACAGAGAUCAUUGCCCUGUGCUAGGUGAGCAGAAUGGCAACAGGAAUCCUGGAGGAUUGCAGAUUGGUGACCUGGUGAAUAUAGAUCUUGACCUAGAAAUUGUACAGUCUUUGCAACAUGGUCAUGGAGGAUGGACUGAUGGAAUGUUUGAGACUUUAACUACAACUGGAACUGUUUGUGGCAUUGAUGAAGACCAUGACAUUGUAGUACAGUAUCCAAGUGGCAAUAGAUGGACCUUCAAUCCUGCUGUUCUCACUAAAGCAAACAUUGUCCGAAGUGGGGAUGCUGCACAGGGUGCAGAAGGAGGGACUUCACAGUUUCAAGUGGGUGAUCUUGUGCAAGUUUGCUAUGAUCUGGAAAGAAUUAAACUUCUACAAAGAGGACAUGGUGAAUGGGCUGAAGCAAUGCUUCCAACUUUAGGUAAAGUUGGCCGAGUACAACAGAUUUAUUCAGACAGUGAUUUAAAAGUGGAAGUUUGUGGAACAUCUUGGACUUAUAAUCCAGCAGCAGUUUCCAAGGUAGCAUCCGCAGGAUCAGCCAUUAGCAAUGCAUCUGGUGAAAGACUCUCACAACUCCUGAAGAAAUUAUUUGAAACUCAAGAAUCUGGUGACCUCAAUGAAGAAUUAGUUAAGGCUGCUGCCAAUGGAGAUGUUGCUAAAGUGGAAGAUUUGCUAAAAAGACCAGAUGUGGAUGUAAAUGGGCAAUGUGCUGGCCAUACAGCUAUGCAAGCGGCUAGUCAAAAUGGACAUGUUGAUAUUUUGAAGUUACUUCUGAAGCAAAAUGUGGAUGUAGAAGCAGAGGAUAAAGAUGGAGAUAGAGCAGUUCACCAUGCAGCCUUUGGAGAUGAAGGUGCUGUUAUAGAAGUAUUACACCGGGGUAGUGCUGAUUUGAAUGCUCGCAACAAGCGUCGACAGACACCACUUCACAUUGCUGUCAAUAAAGGUCAUCUUCAAGUUGUAAAGACUUUAUUGGACUUUGGUUGUCAUCCUAGUCUCCAGGAUUCUGAAGGUGAUACCCCUCUUCAUGAUGCCAUAAGUAAGAAACGUGAUGAUAUCCUGGCAGUUCUUUUGGAAGCUGGAGCGGAUGUUACCAUCACAAACAAUAAUGGAUUUAAUGCUCUACAUCAUGCUGCACUAAGAGGAAAUCCCAGUGCAAUGCGUGUUUUACUCUCAAAAUUACCAAGACCAUGGAUUGUGGAUGAGAAGAAAGAUGAUGGUUAUACUGCCUUGCAUCUGGCUGCCCUUAAUAAUCACGUAGAAGUGGCUGAGCUGUUGGUACAUCAGGGUAAUGCAAACCUAGAUAUCCAGAAUGUGAACCAACAGACUGCCCUACACCUUGCUGUUGAGCGACAACAUACCCAAAUUGUUAGGCUUUUGGUUCGUGCAGGUGCCAAACUAGAUAUUCAGGAUAAGGAUGGAGAUACUCCUUUGCAUGAAGCUCUGAGGCAUCACACUUUGUCUCAGCUACGUCAGCUGCAGGAUAUGCAGGAUGUGGGGAAGGUAGAUGCAGCCUGGGAGCCGUCAAAAAACACAUUAAUAAUGGGACUUGGUACCCAGGGGGCAGAGAAGAAGAGUGCAGCAUCUAUUGCCUGUUUCUUGGCAGCCAAUGGCGCUGACCUUAGCAUUCGAAAUAAGAAGGGUCAAUCUCCACUUGAUCUCUGUCCUGAUCCAAGUCUCUGCAAAGCGUUGGCAAAGUGUCAUAAAGAAAAAGUCAGUGGUCAAGUGGGUUCUCGAAGUCCUUCUAUGAUCAGUAAUGAUUCUGAAACCUUAGAAGAAUGUAUGGUGUGCUCAGAUAUGAAGAGAGACACUCUUUUUGGCCCUUGUGGACAUAUUGCAACCUGUUCUUUAUGUUCUCCACGAGUCAAAAAAUGCCUCAUCUGUAAAGAACAAGUUCAGUCCAGGACAAAGAUUGAAGAAUGUGUGGUAUGCUCUGACAAGAAAGCAGCUGUUCUUUUUCAGCCUUGUGGACACAUGUGUGCUUGUGAGAAUUGUGCUAGCCUAAUGAAAAAGUGUGUACAGUGUCGGGCAGUAGUUGAACGGAGAGUGCCUUUCAUUAUGUGCUGUGGAGGAAAAAGUUCAGAAGAUGCCACUGAUGAUAUCUCAAGCGGGAAUAUUCCAGUAUUACAAAAGGACAAGGAUAAUACCAAUGUCAAUGCAGAUGUGCAAAAGUUGCAGCAACAGUUACAGGACAUUAAGGAGCAGACAAUGUGCCCUGUGUGUUUGGAUCGUCUGAAGAAUAUGAUUUUCCUCUGUGGCCACGGAACAUGCCAGCUCUGUGGAGACCGAAUGAGUGAAUGUCCAAUUUGUCGCAAGGCUAUUGAACGAAGGAUUCUUUUGUACUGACUAAGAAACACAGAGUGUUUUGUUAGCUAAAGUAUGUGGUCAUGGGAUCUUUGUAGGCUUUUAACCUAGUUGGAAGUUCUAAUGAAGUAAUUUUUCAUAUCAUAGUUUCUUUACUAGAGUACAAUUUGCCUAUCAAUGUACUAGAAGAACAAAACUCUUCAGUUUUGAUAUCAUGAUUUUUGUUUAUUUUUGUUUUCUUCUUCUUUUAAACUGGAAACAUUAAAUCCAUGAUAAUUCAUAGGUAAUUUCCUUUUAAGUUCUAAGGGGAAAAUCCUUUAAGGAUCUCCUUUUAUUUUUCUUUUUAUUGCAUUUUCUCUUUAUAAAUUUGUUAAACUCAAAAAAUGUAUUUCCAUGUACAUUUGUAUCUUUCAGUUUAUUAUGAUUUUAUACAAUGAAAUGGCAUGGGUACUCUGAGAUGUAAUGCAUCAAGUGAAAACAGCAAGUCAAAUUAUUAUGUCACAUGUUAAAUGAUAAAAUUAUACUACAAAUUCCACAUGAUUAAGGGACUAUUGAAGAGAAGAUUCUGUUUUUAAGAUAAUGAGAAGUUAUCCAAAUGUUUGUUUCUGAAAUCUUAGUAUCAUUGGAAGCAUAGAUUAAGAGAAUAUUGACUCUGCAUUUACCUUGUUUUCCAAAUUUAAAAGGAAAACUGAAUCAGAUUACAGUUUUAAACAAUCAUAGUGAAGAACUGAAGAGGGGGGCAAUAAAAAAGUACCUAUUAACUGACCAUUAACAGUUGCAUUUCUAAUAUAAAUUUAUGCAGUCAGCCAUUUAAAAAUACCUGUGAAAAGUGUACUUCAGUUUUCCCUGUGAUUACUUAUCUGGGCUUGAUCUAAACAGUGCAAUGAUAUAGCCCCAUUUGGGCCUCUGAGGUUCUAUUCAGCUUGAAUUCCUUGUCCAAAGGCAGCAAUUUUUUUCCUCUCUAUAUCUAUUCUGACAGUAUUACUGAUUUUAUCUUCAUCAAAGGCCUUACUUCCAUUAUUCUCUCUCAAAUAGUAACUCCUUCUAUAAUGAAAACAGUUUCUUUAUAUCUACAGAUGAAGAUAUUAUUUAAACUGCCAACAAUAUCCAAGAUACAGUAAAUAACUUAAUAACUGAUACUUGUUUAGAAAGAGUACCCAGACAUUUAUAGAAAUAUGUCUGAUUGCUUGUAUAAUAUUCGGGGGGGGGUGCACACUUGACUCUAGAGCUUCUAAUUGUUUUCUCUCCUUUGAAUGAGUGAUCUUUUGUAUCUAGGGUAAAUAUAUACACAAAUGUUUUGGGGUUCCUUGCUGCUAGAUUAUUAAAAAAAAUCAGCUGUUUACAAUAAUACCUACUAUGUACUGUGUAUAAGCAUACUUCUAAGUAUAGUGGAUUUUUUUUUGUAGUUUUUUUCGCCCUUUAAAUCUGGCUAGCUUUUCUUAUUUCUGUUUUUCUUCUGUAACACCUGAAUGUGAAAAUAUGAAGUGUCUAGCCCUCAAAGCACUGUUACUGGCUGUUUAAUUAUUAGCUGGCUUGCUUAUGGGAUUGUCUUAGCAAUCCCAUAUCUGUGUUUAGCUGAGUAAUCUUUAUUAUUUUGAAUAGUAAAGUUUUUAUAAAUUUCAAAUUUGAAACUUUAUGUUGACUAUUCAGUUAUCUAGAAAGGGGCCACUGAGACUAUUUUUAAAGCAUAUUUUGAGCUUCGUUUUUUAAAAAGAUGAUGUUCACAUAGGGAGACAGACUUAUUGCAAAUUUGAAAAAAGCAGAAGUAGGGAUUUUUCUUUUCUUCCAAUCCAUAGACUACCCAUAUUUCCACUAGGUCAGCAGGUAAGAAGGGAGCACCUGGCUGACUCUUGUAAUUUGGCCAAUCUGAGAACUGUGGAAAGGCUUAGUUGUUUUUCAUUGAAGACUCUUUUGUCUUCUGAAGCUGCAGUGCUAAAAUUUAUAUCCCUAAAAGGCAAUAUCAUCUUCCAAGCUAAUUUAAUUAUUUCCAUCAUAUGAGAAAUUGUUUUCUAUUAUAGAAGUUACAAAGUGACUAUAAACUUCAGUGCUAAAUACUUGCAGACUUUAUCUGUAUCACUUUGAAGUUUGUUUAAUAAAUAGAAAAUGUUUUUCUUCAUGUUUUCAAGCACCUAAAAAUUAACGUUUUUGAGUUUGUGAGAGAGAAUAAGAUUAAGAAUUUAAUCAUUUAAGUGACUUUUCUCCAACUCACUGAAACUGCUACCUCUUAUAUGUCUUUCAGCAGUACUUUGCCAAUUAGAUGUUUCCUUCUCAUUAUGUAAACCUUUUUUAUCCUGUGUUUAAAAGAACUGUUUUCCUAGAAUCAUUAAAAAAAAAAACCAUGCAUUUAUUUAAAAACUGUAUUUAUUGAGCUUCAGGGGCUAGAUACACAAUGUUGGAAAAAAAAGGGAGGGGUCAGCCUCUUAGCACUCUCAGAAUUUAUUGUGUGGCAGUUGUAUAUUUGAAGUCCUAUCUGUAGAGGAAAGAAAGAAAUCCAAAGGCACUGAUAGCAUUGCUUCCUAAUGUUUUAGAAAACUUGUCAGUGAGUAAUAUUUGGAUUCCCUUUCUAUGCCCCCUCACCCUCCCACAUUUUCUUCUUUAUUCUUCUAAGACUGUCAGCUCUGUUACUCCAGACACACACAACUUACCAGAUGGUGCUAUCCUAAUUGUAUGUAUUCACAUCAUUUAACAUUUUUACUUAUACUGUAUACAUAUUUAAUUUUGUCAGGAGAAAGAUGUCAAGAAAAGAUAAUUUUGUAUUAGUGAAGGAACUUUAUUAGACAAGUGUUUAGCUGGACAAAUUAUGCUUGAAAUAUUUUUAAUUUUAAACAUUGCGAAUUAACCAGUUAGCUAUUUGAAGCAUACAAUUAAUUGAUAGAUAAUAUUGCAAAUAACUUUGUCAUAUUUUUUAAUGGCUUUAGCCAUUAAGAGCAUGCUAGCAUAUUGAAAUGUUUGUUGCUUAAGAUUUGUCCAGUUCAAAUUUCAAAGCUUGCUGGGUCAUUUUUAAUGCACUAGAAACAUCCUGCCUAGUUAUGUGUUGCUUAAUUGCUGUUCUUUGUUUAUUCUGAAUUCUGGACCCUUUUUGGACUAGGAGUUAAUUAAACUUAAAAAAACGAAGAGAACAGAAAUGAGUCAGGGCAUUGGGGUUGCAAAAUGUGGGAAACAGAAAAGUCAAUGUUUGAGUGUAGAAGAAAAAAAGAGGAUCAUGUAGAUUUCAUCAAAGCAUUAGUGAAGAGAAUAUGCUUAAUUGAAGAACAAAAUGGGUCUCUUAAAAUCAUUUAGUUUAGUUUAAUCGACAAUUGUUUUGUAAAUUAUAGACUUUAACAGCUUGCUUUUUUUAAUUCAAAAGGAAAAGCACUUAUCCUCUCAGUGUCUAAAAGUGUUUUAUAGUAAUAAUUUGUAUAAAAAUUGAAUUUUGGAAUAGACUUUUUGCAUUUUUUUAUUGUGGUAAAAAACAUAAAAUUUGCCAUCUUAACUAUUUCUAAGUGUACAGUUCAGUACUGUUAAAUACAUUCACAUUGUUGUGAAACAGAUCUCUAGAAUUUUAUCUUUGUAAAACUGAAAUGUUUUACCCAGUAAACAACUCCUCUUUUCUUUCACUCCACUGUGGAAUGGAAUUUUGACCACGUAUAAAUUCAACACCUGAUUUAUUUAGUAGUUAGUGUUUGCACACUCUGAAGUCAUGGUAAACGUCAAGUCUCUAAAAUUUGGGGCAAUAGCAUUUCUCUCCCUCUGCCCCAAUUGUUAUUAAUAAUAAUUGGGUAGGUUUUAAAUGCUUGUUUAUUGAAAGAGUUUGUUGUUUCAUUUUGAGUCAAAGGGGGAGAAACAUACGUUAAGUAUCACAACUAGGUAAACUUGGAAUUUGUAGCAAAUUGGGGGGAGGUAAUAGACUUUCACAAAUUAUGUGUGCCUUGUUGAAAAUGUCCAUUGUCUUUAAAUUUACCAUCAAAGUUUCAGAAUAUGUUUUUCUCUCAAAAACGUAACCUAAUUUUACUUGCUUGAAUAUUAUGAUAGGAAUGCUUACUGAUAUUACUUGAUAAUAUAUAUCCUUGGAACUUUAACACACACAUAUAUAUCAAUGGCAGUAUUAAUGAUUCCACUUGUACUUUAAAACAUUAAAUUUGAGGAAACUUUAAUGUCUUGUGUAUAGUGCUUUACUACAGUGAGGGGGGAAAUUCUUUAGAUUGAGCUUCAAUGUACUGAUAAAUGGUUAGUAGUGGGUUAAACUGUAGUAUAAAUGUAAACUAGAUGGUGGAGCUGAUGCAUUAAAAUUGUAAGUUGCAUUUUCUACCUCCUUUUCUGUCAGAGUAUUACUUUUUCCGUCAUUUUUUCUUAUGUGUGGUAAAGAGGAAAUGAGAACCUGAGAUUAAAAUUGAGAUUUUUAUUUUGUUGGGAACUUAAGUGGUAGGGACAGGAGAAGUGACUUGUCACGUUAAUUUGGUGCCUGAAUCCAUAACUAUAAGAUAAUUGGUGUGUACAAAAUGUCUUAAGAUAAUAUUGCUGAAUAUUUUAAUUUUCCUGUAUAGUCUCUUGAUUUGUUUCAUAAACAUGACUUCUUUCCUCCAAAAAAAAAUCUUAUAAUUUUUAUAAAAUAAAUAAGUGUGCCAUUUUGUUUGAGAUAUAAUUUCAGGAAGCUAUUGAAAGUUCUGACUCAGGGCUUUUUAACAGUUUAAGCAAUUGUUAGUUUUUUGGAAACUCCAUCUACAUAAUUCUUCAGUGCCUUGAAAGAAUUAUUAACUUGGCAACACUAUUAAACUUUAUAGAAGAUGGUCUCUAGUACACGUGUGACAUUAUAUACACGUUUAAAAGUCAUACUACUUAAUCUUGUGUCAUAGCGAUACUGCACAUGUGCUGGGUUUGCAUAAUUCUUUAAAGGAAGUUUUCUAGAUUUGCACUUGAUAUUUGUUUUUUUUAAUAUACUGAUAAUUUAUGGCCAUGACACUGUUACCAGAAAAAUGUUUCUAUGUUGUCAUUAUGCAAAGUGAUCUACAAGUAAUUUCUGGGAAGAGAGUGAGAGAGAAAGCUUACACAGUUUGCUGUUUAGUAUUAAUGGAGGAUAAGUUUGGGAAACACAGAUUGUGUUCCCCUCAAACGAAACAAAACAAAAAAAAAAUGAUACCAUUUAAAAAUAUUUUUAAAGGAAAUUAUGAAUUGCAUGUCAUUCUUCAUUAUAGUCUUAGAGACUAAAUCCACAAAAUUGUUUUUCUAUGUUCAGUAUGCUUGUGUCUUUCUAAAUGCAUUCUAAUCAGUGAUAGAAAACGGUUUUAGUAGUGUUUUGCUCUGUAUUCAUUAUUUAGCUUUCAAUAUUGGAUUAGGUUAAAAAUCUUAUUUGUGGAUGUAGUUAUGUAUGGCAAAGGAUUCUUGCUUACUAUCUUUUGUUAAAAAAUGCUAAUAAUGAGAGCUAAGCUUUUAAAAACAAAUGCAGACAUUUACCAUGAAUAAAACCUGUGGUGUAAUAUCA
Messenger RNA from Ictidomys tridecemlineatus (thirteen-lined ground squirrel), 8447 nucleotides. RefSeq names its product MIB E3 ubiquitin protein ligase 1 (gene Mib1). NCBI's taxonomy places the organism in Eukaryota, Metazoa, Chordata, Mammalia, Rodentia, Sciuridae. Gene Ontology annotation, cellular component: cytoplasm. Gene Ontology annotation, biological process: protein ubiquitination; Notch signaling pathway; endocytosis. Gene Ontology annotation, molecular function: ubiquitin-protein transferase activity; protein binding; zinc ion binding. The record is from RefSeq and is a predicted model, not a curated record.